AUGAAUACUGAAAAAUUACUUAUUAAAAAAUCAAAUUUAGAUCACAGGACUAAUCAAUCUACUGUGGAGUGUUUAUCCAGUUGCAAAGCUGUAAGCGGAUCAAUGGAGAGAUACUCAACAGCGGUCAUACGGAAUUGUCUUAAAGUAAUUCAUUCUAACAAAAAAGAAGAAGAAAAGUAUUAUGACAACUUAACUACGCGGCAUUUAGAAAUUCUAAGUCGAUUCAUGAAGAAUAAAUAUGGUAUUGUUGUUAAAGCUAACCAUAGCAGCAACGGUCACAGUCUUACUGACAACGAUGUGAACUUUGAGUCAGAGGAAAGUCUGUAA
Messenger RNA from Trichobilharzia regenti, 327 nucleotides. The record is from the annotation of a GenBank genome assembly. Lineage: Eukaryota; Metazoa; Platyhelminthes; Trematoda; Strigeidida; Schistosomatidae.